UAAGUGCACAUAGGGGAAUGACUUUAAUUGUUGCCUAUUUAGCCUCUCUUGGAAUACUUUGGGGUGUAUUUGAGAAUACUCUCAGGAAUUCAUAAAAAAUAUACAAAAAAUUGGUUUGAUAUGUUUUCUUUGAGCAGGUCGAGUGGAGAGGAAAAGUAAAGAGUAAUGUAAUAUAGUAUGUGUGGAGACUCCAGGGAGAGGCUACUGUAUACAGGGCCCCUACAGUCAGCUCUAUAACAGCCUUACUGUCACGGAGACCGGAUACUCACACCAGCUCAGUGGCAGAUUAAAGAAUGGACUAAUGGAGUACCCAAACUGACUGGUGAUUUGGGUCUGUUAGUGAAAGGGUUCAGCAGCACUAUCACAUGUCAGCUAUAUGAAUAAUAAAGAGGUCUUACUAACAAGAAUGUGGGGAAAUAACAGAAGAACAUAUUGAGUGCCUUCCAAGUGGGCAAAACUGGUUGAUAUGACAACCAGUUUUGUUGCUGAGAUGUCUCUUUUUGAAUGAGCCUACGUCAUAUACACUGUGGUGUGGCUAUCAUGCAUAUCUAGUGUGGGUGUUUCAAUGGGGAACUAUGUAUUUAGUAAGAAAUAGAUAUGGUGGACAGUUUGAGUUGUAGAAAAAUGAAGGUAAAUCAUGUUUGAUGUUCCCUUGUAUGUGAAGGUUUCAGAGUGAAAUGGAAGAGGGGAAGAACCUUCACUUGGCCGAACUGGCUUGGGAUGUGAAACGACGCCCCAGGCUUGAGGAGCUGGAAAGAGAAGUGUGCAGGGAGCUGCGCCUGGAGCGCCGAAUCCGCUGGUCGGUGAUUGGACAGCCUGGUAGCCAGAUGGGAGAUUGGAGACCCCUGGGAAUGGAGACACACACACCUCUGGGGUGUAACACUAAACCACCACCUGCUAAACCACCACCUGCUAAACCACCAUCUGCUAAACCACCACCUGCUAAACCACCACCUGCUAAACCACAAUCUGCUAAACCACCUACUGCCACUGACUACUCUGGAACCUUAUCUGCUGUGGUAGGUUGUGGGCAUGUCAUCCCUGUCAAACUGACCUUGGCCAGUUUCUCCUCCAACACCAGCUUCCCCUCCAGCCAGGGCUCAUCUAGCUCAUCUAUCCCUGCCUUGGUUGACCUUAUAAGGCUGAGAGCUUCAGAAAGUGAUGCAGAGAGUAUGCUCCCCAUCAGCAAAGACACCAACGAAGAUUCAACCCAGGGCUCUGUCAGCUGUACCUCCCUACUCUCCAAAGUCAAUGUGAUCUGUCUCACUCAGAGUCCUGACAGUAAGUCCUCCCCAAUCUCCAUUGAAGAACCAGUCAAAACUUGUUGUAGCAGCAGUUCUCUGUCCAGUGAGGAACGAGCACACUCUUCCUCCAGUCAGAUCUCUACUAAGAACCUCCUGGCUACUUGGCCACGUUCUACCAGGCCCCAAUCUGCCAAACCGCCACCUGCUAAACCGUCACCUGCUAAACCGUCACCUGCUAAACCACCAUCUGCUAAACCGUCAUCUGCUAAACCGUCACCUGCUAAACCGUCACGUGCUAAACCAUCACGUGCUAAACCGUCACCUGCUAAACCACCAUCUGAUAAACCGUCACCUGCUAAACCACCAUCUGCUAAACCACCAUCUGCUAAACCACCACCUGCUAAACCACCACCUGCUAAACCACCACCUGCUAAACCACCACCUGCUAAACCACCACCUGCUAAACCACCAUCUGCUAAACCACCACCUGCUAAACCACCACCUGCUAAACCACCACCUGCUAAACUACAAUCUGCUAAACUACAAUCUGCUAAACUACAAUCUGCUAAACUACAAUCUGCUAAACCACCACCUGCUAAAUUACAAUCUGCUAAACCACCUACUGCCACUGACUACUCUGGAACCUUAUCUGCUGUGGAGGCCACUGGCAAAUGGCAGUUGAUUCCGAUUAGGUUCAGCCCCCUGUACUGUGGGCCUGUUGUGAUCAGGAACAAUGCCGGUCCGGUGGUUAAAGCUUGGAGAACUUUCCAGUUCAUCAGCCCCUUCAUCACCUACAUGCGUGGGGGAUCCCAGCAGGUGGUGGUGAGGAUGCACCACGUGAGUAGGGUGAGAGGCCUGGAGACUCAACUGGUGUGGGCCAUCUCCAAGGAGACAGCCAGGCUUAGUCCAGAGGGCAUCCCCUACUGUGCCACCAAAGUGCAGUCCAUCACUUGGAUCCAGCGUGUGGCUGGCAGGGUGACCCACUAUGCGUCUCACCUCCGCCACGAGACGUCUGUGGACGUGACGCUUGGCUGCUACCAGCAGACUGAUGUCUCAGUGGUGUACGCCACUCUCCACAUGGGGCUGGACGGGCUUCUCUCCUCUUCAGCGUGGUCGGAGGCUGCCUCCUUCUCUACGCCCACCACUCAGCAGUUCACUGACCCAGAGCCUGAGGGCCACAACUGCUAUGAGGGCUGGGAGGAGGACCUGCUGCCUGAGGAGAGGGAGGUUCCUCUGCUAAACCUCUACCUUAUCACCAAGAGAGUGGAGGACAUCGCCCUGAGGCUCGUCUCCCUGCGCCAGGCCUUCACUACCCUGCUUGGUUCCACCCUGAGCAGGAACCGUCUGUUUGUGGCGGGAAAGGUCCUCCUGGGCGCACUGGUUCAGGCCAACCACAUGGACGAGGCCAAGUUCAUCCGUACCUAUAAGGACUUUGUGGACUACCUGAGUGACCCCUCCAAGCGGAAUGACAUUGAGAGGGAGCUGGCUGAGGCAAAGAUCCAUCAUGUGAACAUGAUAGAUGUCCUCUUUGAGCUGGUGCUGUUUGGGUUAAUGACAGCUCAGAAGUCCCUGAUGGUGCACCCUGGUGGGUUCGUGGAGCGUCUGUACGCUCUCCUGUACUCCUUCCUGCCCACUGCUGCCAACAUGGAGCCAGAGGCUGACAGAUACCUGCUGCUGCUCAAUGAUUCUUGUGACACUUUGCCACCCAACAGGGAUCUAGACACCAAUGCACUACAUUACUUUGCACUGAAUUUGACAUUUUUAAAUAAAACAAGUUGUAGUUCAAAAACAUUUUGGUUUCCGUCUUUUCAUUUAUUUGAUUUUAUGACCAUUUCCUCUUCCUAG
Salvelinus fontinalis (brook trout) is the source of this 3089-nucleotide messenger RNA. RefSeq lists its product as uncharacterized. The record is from RefSeq and is a predicted model, not a curated record. Gene Ontology annotation, biological process: mitochondrial fusion. NCBI's taxonomy places the organism in Eukaryota, Metazoa, Chordata, Actinopteri, Salmoniformes, Salmonidae. Bases 678 to 3089 code for a protein of 803 amino acids. The transcript is spliced from 15 exons.